Messenger RNA from Cicer arietinum (chickpea), 1801 nucleotides. RefSeq lists its product as uncharacterized. Gene Ontology annotation, molecular function: mRNA binding. Lineage: Eukaryota; Viridiplantae; Streptophyta; Magnoliopsida; Fabales; Fabaceae. Gene Ontology annotation, cellular component: cytoplasm. The record is from RefSeq and is a predicted model, not a curated record.
UAGCUGAAGCCAUUGAAUAUAGCUAUCUCGCAUGAACCGAAAAACAAUACUUACAAUGAUGAGAAACACUUUGAAAAGCUAUCAUCACUUUCACUUUCACUACAACCCAACAACAAUUUUCCAUGGAAAAACUUUCCUCACAUCACUCUUUCACACCCUUCUCAAUCCAAACCAAAACCAAGUACAUGAAUGGAAAUCGAACACUCAACAACAACAACAAAACCCCGAGUUUCAGAUUUCUCAUCCUUGGUCCGAAUGGGUAGAUUUGAUGGAAUGUUUGAUCAAAAAGGGUCACUUCAAUGCAGAGGGCAACCCAUUUCUGAAUCCUCAUUUGGGUUCAAAAGAAUGUAAUCUUAUUAGAACUGCUUGCCUCAAUUUUGGUAGAGACCAUUCUCAUCUUUUAAGGUUUUUGUCUCGAAAAGAUAUAGGAGUUAUUGUAACGUUUGGAUGUCCAAGCUUAGAUAGGAAAGUGGUCAACUCAGGAAAGCGUCUGAGAGCGCAUGUCGGCAUGGAUGAGGGAAAUGUGUGCAGCUCGUGCAAUUUAAGGGGGAACUGUGAAAGGGCAUUCGUGAAAGCACGUGAAGACGAAGGUGGAAGAACGGUGGAUGUUAUGCGUAUUAUUAUGACUUAUGGGCUUGACCCAAUUAUUGGUUCAGUAGAGAACAAACCGUCUAUAAAUAAAAUGGUAAAAGAAUCUGUGAGAAGACUGCUAAAAAAGAUAGUAGAGUGCAGUACUGAAGACAAAAAUCAUAACUUUCCAGACACCACAAAGGUUGAUGUCCAAGAAGUUCAUCCCAAUCCACAAGUUAAGGGCAAAAAAGGCGUUCCGAUGAAGCAAGGCGACUGGAUUUGCCCCAAAUGUGAUUUCCACAACUUCGCCAGAAAUAUCAAGUGCUUGCACUGUGACAGUUUCUGUGAGGAGAAAAUUAAGCAAUUGCAGGAGGACAACAAUCAUUUGCCUUUGAAGAAGGGAGAUUGGAUAUGCAACAAAUGCAACUUCCUCAAUUUUGCAAGGAAUACAAGAUGUUUGCAAUGCAAAGAGGGGCCUUCAAACCGUCACAUUAAUCCAGGGGAAUGGGAAUGCGAUUCGUGUAACUACAUAAAUUUCAGAAGAAACAUGGUUUGCCUGAAAUGUGAUCAUAGAAGACCUAAGACGUCAAAUGCUUCAAACUCUUCCCUUCAACCUCAUGGAGAAUAUAAAAACCACCAUGAGAAUAGCAAACCAACUUUUGCAGGAUAUCGCUUUGAUAGUAACAAAGAAUUGCCAAUGGCAUCCGAAAGAAAGAGCAGGAACAGAGAUUCACAUAUAUGGAGAUUUGUAGAAGAUGGAAUUGAAAAUCACAAGUACUUAGAGAACUCAAAUGAAACUUCGGAAAUUUUAGAUUUUCCUAUUGCUGGAGGUAAGACUGGUAUGCCUAAAGCACAAAGAGGAGAAGCUUGUAAGAACGAGCUGCCAAAUCAGUGCAGAAAGCAUUCAUGGCAAAGUGAUACCGAUGACGAGUUUAGUUCUUCUGAUAACCUGAGUUCCGACGAUGAAGAGAUGGCCGAAUGGUUUGGAAAGGGUAAGAAUGCAAAGUAGAAUUCCAGUAAGAGAGAUUUUGACCAUACUUUAUUUAUUUAUUAUAUGAAACAUUGAAUUUUAUGGCCAAUAGUCGAAUCAAUACAUGUAAAAUACUUGUAAGGCUUUUCAUAUUGUGUUGAGUUGUGAGGAUAGGCUGCAUUGAAGUCUUGUAAAAUUUGGGUAUUUUGACAAAAUUUUAUAAUGAUUCAACACUUAAUAGAUACUGUUUCAUAUGGUUUA